Gongylonema pulchrum is the source of this 1003-nucleotide messenger RNA. NCBI's taxonomy places the organism in Eukaryota, Metazoa, Nematoda, Chromadorea, Rhabditida, Gongylonematidae. The record is from the annotation of a GenBank genome assembly.
AGUACCGCAUUAAAAUGCUGACCAACAAAAAAAAUAUAAGUGCAUAUGUCUAUCGAUUACUUUCGAGGACUGCAUUAGCGAAAAGAGUUACGCCUUUUGAACAGCUAGUUUUUUGUGUAGGCCUUUGGUGCCUGGAAGAUAUGUGGUAUUACUCACUCUUUACAUUGAUGAUGCUGAUGACUUUUGAGGCUACACUCGUUAAGCAGCAACUCAGAAAUAUGUCCGAAAUUCGCAAUAUGGGAAAUAAACCCUAUCUCAUUUAUACAUAUAGAAAUAAGCGUUGGAGCCGCGUGAAAAGCGACGAACUGAUUCCGGGUGAUCUCGUUUCCAUAAGCCGCUCACCGGAUGAGAAAGCAGUACCUUGCGAUUUAUUAUUGUUGAGAGGGCCAUGCAUCGUAGAUGAAUCCAUGCUUACUGGUGAAAGUGUGCCUCAAAUGAAGGAGCCAAUCGAAGACGUUGUGAAGUCGCACUUCUUUGAUUUAGAAACGGACAGUCGCUUGCAUGUGGUUUUUGGUGGCACGAAAGUUGUUCAGCAUACACCACCCGCGAAAAAUGAGGCUGGCAUGAAGGCGCCUGAUGGCGGGUGUAUAUGCUACGUGUUACGAACAGGGUUUAAUACGAGUCAAGGCAGGUUGCUGCGCACAAUUAUGUUUGGCGUUAAACGAGUAACUGCAAAUAAUCUCGAGACAUUCGCAUUUAUCUUAUUCUUGCUAGUGUUUGCUGUCGCUGCAGCAUCCUACUUGUGGAUUAAAGGAAGCGAAGAUGAGCAGCGUAGUAAGUACAAGCUGUUUUUGGAAUGCUCUUUGAUAGUCACAAGUGUAAUCCCUCCGGAAUUGCCAAUAGAGUUGUCACUUGCUGUGAAUAAUUCAUUGGUGGCAUUACAGAAACUCGGCGUUUUUUGCACGGAACCAUUUCGAAUACCGUUUGCUGGCAAAGUGGAUAUAUGCUGCUUCGACAAAACUGGCACACUGACAACUGAUAAUCUAGUCGUUGAGGGUUAGUU